Caenorhabditis angaria is the source of this 1128-nucleotide messenger RNA. The record is from the annotation of a GenBank genome assembly. Lineage: Eukaryota; Metazoa; Nematoda; Chromadorea; Rhabditida; Rhabditidae.
AUGUCCUCCCCAAUCUCCAAAUCAUUGAAACGUCCAUCUCAAGAAUCUGCUUUCAAUCCAAAUGCAAAACAAAUCAAAUUAUCGAAAGAAGAAUCGGAUAAUAUUUUUGCAAUUGCAAUGAGUGGAAAUUCCAAAUCAACUGGAGCUGCAAUGAAAAUCGAUUAUUCGAAAUAUAAGGUAAGUUCUUUUAGAAAAUCUUUUUUUUUGAAACAAAAUUUAAAUUUUUUCUAAUUUCAGAUUUCGAAAAAGACACCAACACCUUCCCAAUCAAUCCCGACCCGAAGUCCAAUUUCGGAUUCUUCACCUUCGACUUCAACUUCAGUUAGCCCAAAUUCGAUUCAAACUGCAAAAGUUGAUGAAAAUAUGGUUACAAGAAGAAAUGAACGACAAAAAGUGUUUGCUGGAAGAAGAAAACAACAAGUUUUGGCUGAAAAUUCAAGCAAAAUCAAUAUUCGAGAUGGAAAUAUCAAUGCUCAAACUUCCUAUGAAGAAUUGAAGCCUGAAUUGAUCAAACUGAAUUUGGAGGAUUUGCGAAAAGUUCUGUAUAAAAAUCCACAUUUGGCAAAGGAUUCUGAUGAAUUAUUCUUCAAUUUUAUCAAGAAAGACUUCCCGAAACAAGCGAAUCAGGAAAAUAAAAAGGAUUUGACAUGGAGACAAUUAUUGGAGAAGUAAGUUUCUCUACCUAUUUUUCUUUAAAAAAAUAUAAUUGAAUUUUUUGCAGACUUUCAAUUCGUAAAAAGCAAAAGGAAAAUGAGAAAUUGGAAAUGUUGACUAAAAGAAUUGCCAAAACUCAUCAACAAAAUGACAAAGAGCAAAGAAAGACUGUAAGUUUUUUUUGAAAAAUCUUCCAAAUUCAAAAAUAUAAUACCUUUUUUGUAGAUUGUUAUCGGUUUUUCUGAGGCGAAACCUCGUCGUGGUCCAACUAAAAUUGUUCCAAACCCAACAAAAGCUCCAACAAUGGAACAAAAAUCGGAGGCUCGCAGUUCUGCCAAACCUCAACCGAAACCAGCUCCAGCUCCAGUUCCAACUCAACCAUCUGCUCCAAUUGCUCGCCAAACUUCAAAUUCCAAAAAACCUGCCAAAAAGGCUCCACUUAUGGCAAAAGUUAUCAGAAUGCUCAAAAGAUAA